This is a messenger RNA of Erythranthe guttata (spotted monkey flower), 1649 nucleotides long. RefSeq names its product TBP-associated factor 15 (gene TAF15). Gene Ontology annotation, molecular function: RNA binding. The record is from RefSeq and is a predicted model, not a curated record. Lineage: Eukaryota; Viridiplantae; Streptophyta; Magnoliopsida; Lamiales; Phrymaceae.
AAAUUACGAUGCUUGUCCCGGGGCAUAUUUGCAAUUUGUCGAUCCCCUUCCCAUUUCGCAGACGGGCAAAAACCAAAUUAAUUCCUCAUCUAACGGAGUACACCUGCGACGGCGUCCACCACCACACCCACCGGCGGAAUUAGGGCAAUCGUCGAAGGGUGAUUUCGGACUCUAAUUUUUGUUUUGUUGCGGCGCUUCAUGAAAUUGGAGCAGAAUGGCGAACUAUUCGGGAAAAGGUGCCCCAACGAAUGGGACUGUUUAUGUUUGUAACUUGCCUUUUGGUACUGAUGAUGAUAUGUUAGCUGAACACUUUGGUACUAUUGGUUUGCUAAAGAAAGACAAACGAACCGGGCGCCCCAAGAUAUGGAUAUACCAUGAUAAAGUGACAAAUGAGCCCAAAGGUGAUGCCACAGUCACGUACGAGGACCCGCAUGCUGCGUUAGCUGCUGUUGAAUGGUUCAACAACAAUGAUUUCCAUGGAGCAACAAUUGGAGUCUUUCUGGCGGAGUCCAAAAAUAAGGACGAUAGUGGGAGUCAUGCUGUUGAUCAAGUUAUAACUAGUGAAAUCAAUGGAGUGGAGGAAGGAGCUGUGGAUGCGGAUGUGGAUGUGGAUGUGGAUGAUGGGGCUGGAAGAGGUCGAGGUCGAGGCGAUGGUGCGGGAAAAGCAUGGCAGCAAGAUGGAGAUUGGACGUGUUUGAAUACAAGUUGUGGCAACGUAAACUUUGCAUUUCGAGGUGUGUGCAACCGUUGUGGAACUGCACGCCCUGCUGGAGCCGCUGGUGGUGGUGCAGCAGGUGGUGGCCGAGGAAGGGGCCGUGGUGGCCCUGAUUCAGGAGGUGCUCGUGCAGUCGGAGCUCCAGCUGGAGGAGGGCUUUUUGGUCCAAAUGAUUGGUCUUGUCCAAUGUGUGGGAACAUUAAUUGGGCAAAACGUUCAAAAUGCAACAUCUGCAAUACCAAUAAACCUGGAACUAAUGAGGGAGGUGUGAGAGGAGGGCGUGGUGGAGGCUACAAAGAACUGGACGAAGAAGAAAUUGAAGAAACAAAACGGCGACGACGAGAGGCUGAAGAAGAUGAUGGUGAAAUGUACGACGAGUUUGGCAAUCUCAAGAAAAAGUUCCGUGCAAAAACACAGCAAGGUGAAAUGGCUCCUGGCAUCCCUGGUGUUGGACGUGCAGGAUGGGAGGUUGAGGAACUAGGUGCAGGUGAAAAGGAUAGAAGAGAGAGAAGUAAAGAGAGGGGAAGAGGGCGUGACGAGAGAGAAAGAGACAGGCAUCGCAGUCGAGAACACGACAGGCAGAGGGAGAGAGAUCGAGGUUACGACUAUGACCGUGACAGAGAUUAUGGCCGUGAACGAGAACGCGAUAGGGACCGCAGCAGGUACCGCAAUUGAUGAUGUAAGCGUAUGAGAAAUGCUUUUUUUUUCUUUUCCUUCUCUCUCAUGGUUUCCUUUUAUAAUGGACGGAAAAUGUGCUUAACUUUGUUCGAACAAGUUCGAUGAUUGUCAUUUUGAACUUUGUAUUAUAUCCUUAUGCCAAGGUUUAGACCUUAAAAAUAUAUUGUGGUAUUGACAACAGAACAGAAAACGGAAUGGCAAAUGUGUUGCUGAAUUUUGAUUGCAGACAAUGAAAGAAAUGAUUGUGUUUGAGCUA